Molecule: messenger RNA, 2768 nt
Organism: Branchiostoma floridae (Florida lancelet)
Lineage: Eukaryota; Metazoa; Chordata; Leptocardii; Amphioxiformes; Branchiostomatidae
Product: neuropeptide FF receptor 2-like
Exons: 7
Coding region: 1-1218 (405 amino acids)
Biological process (GO): G protein-coupled receptor signaling pathway
Cellular component (GO): membrane
Molecular function (GO): neuropeptide receptor activity; peptide binding
Source: RefSeq, a predicted model, not a curated record
AUGCGGCACUGCGGGGUGUUACUAAUCGUGGUGUAUGGCCUGGUCAUACUGGCCUGUCUCUGUGGGAACGGGCUGGUCUGCAUCGUGGUGGCCAAGAACAGGAGCAUGCGCACUGUCACCAACUACUUCAUAGCCAACCUGGCCGUAACGGACCUCCUGGUUGGCGUGUUCUGUACGCCAAUCACACUGAUUGACAACUUUCAAACAGGGUGGGAGUUCGGCGCGCUGAUGUGUAAACUCCUGCCGACAGUACAGGGGAUCGCGUACGGUGCCUCUGUCUUCACACUGGUGGCCAUUGCUGUGGACAGAUACCUGGCCGUGACAGCACCAAACGAUGGCAAACUGACAGGCAUGUGCACCUUCUGCAUCAUCCUGGUCAUCUGGCUGUCCGCCAUCAUCAUCAUGGCGCCCAUCUCCUUCGCAACCAAGUUCGACAAGGACGACAAGACCUGCUACGAGUACUGGACAUUUCCUGACGGUACGUCAUGUAAAAUUCAAAUUGUAUCGGCCGUCACGUCCGGCCUAAAUUUUUGUUUUUCUACAGGGCAUCGCCUGUACACACUGGCCCUGUUCGUGAUGUGCUACCUGGCCCCUCUGGUCGCCAUCACCUCCCUGUACAUCCGCAUCGCCGUCCGCCUGUACAACACCAGCGUGCGCUCCAGCGCGCACUGCGGGGCCUGGGGCACCACUGGCGCCGCCAGUAAGCUGGGAUACAAGGUGCGCGUCUUUAAGAUGCUGGUAGUGGUGGUAGUCAUCUUCACCCUCCUGCACCUUCCCCUGCACACUGUCACCUUCCUGGUGGACUACGGCGACCUCAGCUGUGACGUCAAGGAGUCCAUCUUCAAAUACGGCUACCCCAUCGCCCAUUGGCUGGCCUUCGUCAACAGCUGCGUCAACCCGAUUGUGUACGGCUGCAUGAACCGCAACUUCCGCAAGGGGUUCGCCUCUGCGUUCCGCCGGGCCGGCCUGCCGUGCUGCACGCUGCGCAGAAUGAACAACCUGCGCAACACGUCUGACAAGAGACGCCGAUCCACCAACCGUACCACACCGAACGCGGAAAACCUUGAGGACCCAGCAAAGCUGAAGGGAUCUCCGGACACAGGUGAGAUCGAGCUAGUUGCAGUUCCCAACGAUGUCACAAGGCGGCACAACAGUCACAGAUGCACAGGCAACGCCGAGCCGACUGUUGGAGUCGUCAGCUGGAUCAGUCAGGUGUGAACGCCCUUCAAGGCUCCACACUCGAUUGCAUUCCUUUCUUGUGAAAACAAAAUAAAGAGAACAAGAGCAGGGCAGAUGUUUAUGACUACGAAAUGCGUAUGGAUACAAAAUGCGGUUGAUUGCUGUAUAUACUGAGUUCACGAAUCAAACUCCGCAUGCGCAGGUCAAAGGUGAAAGGUCAGUGACUUGUAAACAAAUCUUGUCUCGACCUUGCUUUAUACACGUCUAAACGUUAUGGACUCCAUGAGUCGAUUUGCCUAACAAUGUCCCGAUGUGUUUGAUGAUUUCUCUGGGACUUCACCUUUGACCUUUUCCUAUCCAAUUGUAUCCAGUCUAUUGACCUCUGACCUGCGCAUGUGCAGUUAUUCCCACUGAAAGACUUUGUAAAUAACAGAAAGAAUCGACAUCAGUCAGAAGCUAAUUAAAAGAAAGCAAAGAAUUUGUCAGCGCUUUAGUAAAAAAUACCACAGGACCAAACCAAACCCACAAGUUAUUUGUGAGUCGAAUACAUAAAGUUAUAUGACGUUAAAUGACGUUAAAUUAUUUAGAUUGUUGCCUACUAUAAGCUACAGGCACAACAUAACUGUACAUAGCUGCUGAUCAUCUAAUGUUAUCAAGUGAAUAAGAAUAUUUGAGAAAUGUUGCUUUCAAAAGAAUCUCUUCUUGAGAAAUGUUUAAGUCUGUUAUUCAUUGUGAAUUUGUACAGUUUGGUGCAGUUUGAACUUUAAUGAUAACCACAAUCGAUCAUUAUCACAGAUUAUGACAAUUUAAGGAACUUUUAUUAAUUAAUGCUGCACUAUACAUAGCACUUCAAUAUGGUGAUAGCCUUGAACAACGUGUAUUGAAGUAUUGACGCUAGCAGUUUGAUAUUAAGAAUGGUGUUUCGUUAGAUUGGCAUUUCAAGAACUACAAAUAUUGUGAAGUGAGGUGAAAUAACUUAAAACACUCUCUGAAUUGUAAAUUGUUUAAAUUGUUUGUAAAAUUGUCUUGUCGAAAAAGAUGAUGUAACAGCAAGUUUCAGCGGAUAUGUAAGUGCCAAGCGCUGUCUGUACAGAUAACUUCAUGGUUAGAUUUUCAUUGUCGUUUCCAAUGUGUACAUGUUGGAUACGUGUUAAUAGAGGUCCGCAAUUUCAGGGUAACGCGUUGUACAACGAAACAGCAAUGGAGUCACUCGGAUAUACCGAAGAUUGCACUGACAGUGUAAGAUUUUGCCUCGUCUAAAAAUAGAAUGCAUAACGACUGUGCAAGAUUUCGUCAUGUGUUGAUACAGAAUGCAUACUUAUAUAAAUGUACCAACCUAUAUAUUCAGAAAUAUGUAUAUUAGUUUAAAAAAAAAGAUGUUACAGUUACAAUUACUUGUAUGGAAAAAAAGUGACUUAAUAUUAUUGAGUAUAUAAUUGGACAUUCGGUUAAAGCGGUUAAGGACGUAAGAGAAGGUAAGAGAAGUAGAUUUUGGAAGAUGGACCGACAAAGAAUGUAUGAUUGUCUUAUGUGAUACAGUUCUUGUUCGGAGAUGCAGUUUGUAGCAAUAUCGCCAGGAGUCGUCUAAA